UCCAUUGGGCUUCUUUGUGGUGAUGAAAUAAGGAGAAUUACCUGUUUAACUCCCAUCUUUCAAAGAACAGAUCCCAUUUCCACACAGACAUAUACAGUUCCCCCUUCUGAGACUUUGGUCAGCAGCUUUCCAUCUAUAAAGGCUACUAGAAUACCAGCCAUAAUGGACACUUACCCAGUUGAUCAAGGUCCAAAACAGACAGGCAUUGUCAAGCAUGACAUUCUCCCAACCACUGGUUUGGCAACGUUAAGAAUUAGCACACCCUUGGAAAGCUACUUACUCGAAGAACUGAUUGUCACUAGAGAGCUUUCAGCAAAACACAGUCUUCUUUCUUCCGCAGAUGUUUCCUCUUCUCAAUUCCUGAAUUUUGGUAUUCAUGACCCAGCACAAAUUGUCCAGGACAAAACAUCGGUAUCACAUAUGCCUAUUCGAACUUCAGCAGCCACACUAGGUUUCUUUUUUCCUGAUAGGAGAGCAAGGACCCCAUUUAUCAUGUCUUCCUUAAUGUCAGAUUUUAUUUUUCCUACACAAUCUUUAUUAUUUGAGAACUAUCAGACUGUUGCUUCAUCUGCUACCCCAACGACUUCAGUAAUUAGAAGCAUUCCAGGGGCUGAUAUUGAGCUAAACAGGCAGUCAUUACUCUCCCGUGGAUUCCUGCUUACAGCUGCCUCCAUAAGUGCAACUCCAGUUGUCUCUAGGGGGGCUCAAGAGGAUAUUGAAGAAUAUUCAGCUGAUUCUUUAAUUUCAAGAAGAGAGCACUGGAGAUUGCUCAGCCCCUCGAUGUCUCCCAUUUUUCCUGCUAAGAUAAUUAUAUCUAAACAGGUAACCAUCUUAAACUCAUCAGCUCUGCACCGGUUCGGUACAAAAGCCUUCAAUCCCAGUGAAUAUCAGGCUAUUACUGAAGCUUCAAGCAACCAGAGACUCACAAACAUCAAAUCACAGGCUGCUGAUUCUUUAAGAGAAUUAAGCCAAACAUGUGCAACAUGUUCUAUGACUGAAAUAAAAUCCUCUCGUGAAUUCUCAGAUCAAGUUUUGCAUAGCAAACAGUCCCACUUUUAUGAGACAUUCUGGAUGAACUCAGCGAUAUUAGCCAGCUGGUAUGCACUAAUGGGAGCUCAAGCUAUCACUUCUGGGCAUUCAUUUUCUUCUGCUACUGAAAUAACACCAUCAGUGGCAUUCACAGAAGUGCCAUCUUUAUUUCCUUCUAAAAAGAGUGCAAAAAGAACAAUUUUAUCCUCAUCCUUGGAAGAAUCCAUUACCCUAUCAAGUAAUUUGGAUGUUAAUUUACGUUUGGAUAAGACUUGUUUAUCCAUUGUCCCUUCACAAACUAUCUCUUCAGACUUGAUGAAUUCUGAUUGGACUUCAAAAAUGACUACUGAUGAACUGUCAGUAUCAGAAAACAUUUUAAAACUAUUGAAAAUAAGACAAUAUGGCACAACUAUGGGACCCACUGAGGUACUAAAUCAAGAGAGCUUAUUGGACAUGGAAAAAAGUAAAGGAUCUCAUACACUGUUCAAACUUCACCCAAGUGAUAGUUCUCUGGAUUUUGAGUUAAACUUACAAAUUUAUCCGGAUGUUACUUUAAAGACAUAUUCAGAAAUUACACAUGCAAAUGACUUCAAAAAUAAUCUGCCACCAUUGACAGGCUCAGUGCCUGAUUUUUCAGAAGUCACCACCAAUGUUGCAUUUUAUACAGUUUCAGCAACUCCAGCACUUUCAAUACAGACGUCUUCCUCCAUGUCUGUAAUUAGGCCAGAUUGGCCAUAUUUUACAGAUUAUAUGACCUCUCUUAAAAAAGAGGUCAAGACUUCUUCAGAAUGGUUCAAAUGGGAACUUCAGCCUAGUGUGCAAUAUCAGGAAUUUCCCACUGCAAGCCGGCAUCUUCCCUUCACUAGAUCUCUUACUUUGUCUUCACUGGAAUCCAUUCUGGCACCUCAACGGCUGAUGAUUUCUGGUGAGUUUCUCAGUUUCUGUUCAGUAAACUUUUAGAAAUGAGUUUCUUUUCUACGGAGAAGAAAGAGCCUGUCAUGGUCACCGGGUGCUCUAAACAGCCUCAUUGUAAUCAGGGCAGCAGCCAGUUCAAUGGAGAAGGCACCUGCUGUUGUACCUGACACAGAUGGUUAUUCUUUAUGCACUGCCACAAAGGCUACCAGAUCAAUACAGUAGUAGGUUGGAGACAGCUAUACUGCUGGCAAGCAAUCAGAAACUGAACUAGUUCAAUUCAUUAUGACAGAUCUCUCAAAGUUUAGAAAUAACUUUUAUUAUUCUCAUUUCUUGAAAUAGCUUCUUUGUCAGGUUGAACACAAUAUAACAUACUCUUUCUAACGG
Molecule: messenger RNA, 2328 nt
Organism: Pan troglodytes (chimpanzee)
Lineage: Eukaryota; Metazoa; Chordata; Mammalia; Primates; Hominidae
Product: protein eyes shut homolog
Exons: 2
Coding region: 163-1989 (608 amino acids)
Source: RefSeq, a predicted model, not a curated record